Messenger RNA from Musca vetustissima, 1377 nucleotides. RefSeq lists its product as uncharacterized. The transcript has a single exon. Gene Ontology annotation, cellular component: cytoplasm. The coding region runs from base 5 to 1366 and encodes 453 amino acids. Lineage: Eukaryota; Metazoa; Arthropoda; Insecta; Diptera; Muscidae. Gene Ontology annotation, biological process: cell surface receptor protein tyrosine kinase signaling pathway. The record is from RefSeq and is a predicted model, not a curated record.
UGAAAUGGGCUGCAUAAGUAGUAGCAAUAAGCAAUUAUUUUCUUUAAAGAAAGAUAAUGUUUAUAACGUGAAUGUCUUGAGGGUGCAAUCUGAACAGUCGGUGGUAUUAGCAGGACAAGGAGUACUUGAAAUAACCCCAAACGAAAUUAUUUUCAUUGCACCCAACCAUGAACCCAUUUCGUGGGCAUUGCAACAUCUCCGAAGGUAUGGAUUGACGGACGAUGUGUUUAGUUUUGAGGCUGGUCGGCGCUGUACAACUGGUCCUGGAAUUUAUACUUUUCGCUGUUGGAAUGCUAAUCAACUAUACUCGAAAUUUCAGUGGUACAUAAAUUCGAUGUCAUUUGGUGUGGAUCGAGAUCGCAACGGAAACCCUAGUAACCACACAAAUGCAUUUGAUCGAUUAGAUUCCCACCUACAAAUGCCCCACACAAAUCAUUACCUGGAACCAACUUCGUUAUUAGGUUCGGUGAUCGAACAGAGAAGUACAAUAGAUAAUUCAAAUGUAUCUGAAGCACUAGCUAAUCUUCCUCCUAACUCCGAAGUUAUUCAUAUACCAACAACACCGUAUAGCAAUGUUAAUCCGACCAAUAAUAGUUACAACAUAUAUAUGGAUCAACCCAUCUCUGUUGCAACUGAAGAUAAUGCAUCCAAUAUGUGUGCCAAAAAUAAUACUGAGGACAUCGAGGUUAAUGUGAGUAAACUAUUAAGAACUUCAUCAUUGGAUGUACCACCAAAUGAAUCUGCCCCUGCUUUAACUCCAUUGGUAAAGGAAACUCAGCGAAUUUAUUCAAAUAUCGAUUUGUUUGCAGCGACAUCAAAUACACGCAAUAUUACGAAUGGUUCCAAAUGUGCUAUAUCAGAACCAUCAUAUGCGAAUGUUGAUGUUAGUUUCAGUAACAAAGCGCACACACCUCAACAAACAAUUCCGUUAAGUUCAUCGUCUGAACAAGUAAAUCUAGUACCAAACGGCACGGCAGUUAAUUACAUUGUGCUGGAUUUAGAUCAACCCAGAAGUCCCUCCCAGUGCUCACCAAAAACAACGUUUGGUAGUGGACAAUCACUAAUCGAAGAAAAAGCUAAUGCAGAUUUAUUAACAUCACAAGAGAAAUUAACCGAUGCUUUGUCAUUACCUUGCGGUUCUUCAACGAUGCCAAAGAGAACAACUAUAAGUGAUAUCCGAUCUAAUUUAUCCGAUACGAAAAUAGAUUCCUCUGGAAGCUAUACAAGGAUAGACUUCCUUAAAACGUUUGCUUUGAUGAAAUCAUCGACAAACUAUUCAGACUUCGAACCGGAUCAUGAUCAAGAGGAGUCUCGUAUAACACGACACAGUAAAUUUGUAAGAAAAGCUUAUUCAAUAAGUGAAUAAUAAUUUUUAUU